AUGGGGAUAGAGGAUGAUCUGGUAGUUGAUGCAGUGGGCUUCUCUGGCGGAAUUUGGUUACUAUGGAACUCUUCCUACAUUUCGAUCGAAGAGAAGGAUAGAUCAUCUCAACACUUGCACGUAUCGGUGGAACAAGGGACGACCAAGUGGAUGUUCACAGCUGUCUACGGCAACCCGGCUCUUAUCCAGCGUCGGGGACUAUGGACUUCUAUGAGGGACAUCGCGGAGGAUAUCGCUGGACCAUGGCUGGUGGCGGGGGACUUUAACUCGAUCCUCUGUGCUGCUGAGAAAUUGGGUGGAGCGCCCUUUGAUGCUAGUAGGGUUCGAGACUUUCAAGAUUGUGUCCUUGAUACAGGGCUGAUUGACAUGGGAUUUUCAGGGCCGCCCUUUACGUGGUUCCAUGCAGGGAAAAAAGAGAGGUUGGAUCGAGGGAUGGCGAAUGCUACUUGGCACUCCGCCUUCCCAGAGAGCUCAGUUCAACAUCUUCCGAAAAUCAAGUCGGAUCACCGACCCCUCCUUAUUCAUACGAAUGCAUCCUACCAGCCUGCUGGGCCGAAACCCUAUCGCUUUCUAGCAGCCUGGCUGAUGCAUGAAGACUUUAAGGGGAUGGCGGAACAGGCCUGGUCCCAAGGGACAUAUUUGAAAAGCUCGAUUGAGGCUUUUACGACAGCAACAAAAGCAUGGAAUCAUCACACGUUUGGACAUGUUAUUAGAAGAAAGAAUUCCCUGCUGGCUAAGAUCGAACGCUUGGAGAUGGCGGGAGGUGGGGACUCUGAUACUCCGCGGCUUAAACAAUACCGCCAAGAGCUUGAAGAUACCCUCCUACAAGAAGCAAUUCUGUGGUGUCAAAAGUCGAGACUAGACUGA
Messenger RNA from Linum trigynum, 867 nucleotides. NCBI's taxonomy places the organism in Eukaryota, Viridiplantae, Streptophyta, Magnoliopsida, Malpighiales, Linaceae. The record is from the annotation of a GenBank genome assembly.